GACAGGGGUGAAGCGCUAAGGGGCCGCCCCUUUCAAGCACGCCCCUCCUUCGGGUUCUUGUUCUGUGCAUUUUGGGCCCAAGAUUGAGUCUUUGCGCUUGGGCACACCCGGGAGACAGGGACUGGGGGCUGAGUGGAAAGCACACGCCUGCCUGCGCGGAAGGCCUGUAACGAGUCAGGACGCAGAGGAUGAAGGUAGUGGCAGGCAGCCGGAAGCCAUCAGCAAGGCAGAGCCUCGGACCUCAGGCUGCGGCUGGGAACCUGGAGGGCAGAACUGACCGCCUGGAGACCUUACCUUGGAGAGGUCAGUGUUAGGAAGAUUUAUGACAGGCAGCUGUCCUAGCAGUGUGACUCAAGUGGAAACACCAUAAUGUGAAGGAGAGGCCAGGUGAAAAGAACAGAAGUCCACAUUCCAUCAUAGCAAGGUGCCUCCCCAUCGCCCCUCCGCUCGCUUUUAAUACAUGUUCUUCCCUGUGAGGAGGGAAAUCAACUAAGGCCCAGGUCCCUACUUGUUCAGUCUAGGGCUGUACCAUGGCUGAGACUGGGGAAGAGGAGACAGCAUCAGCAGAAGCCUCAGGGUUUUCAGACUUGAGUGACUCAGAGUUAGUUGAGUUUCUGGACCUGGAAGAAGCCAAAGAAUCGGCUGUCUCACUUAGCAAGCCUGGCCCCUCUUCUGAACUUGCUGGGAAGGAUGACAAACCAGUAAGCUUACAGAACUGGGAAAGGGGAUUGGAUGUCUUGUCACCCAUGGAGAGAUUCCACCUGAAAUAUCUAUAUGUCACUGACCUGUGUACUCAGAACUGGUGUGAGUUGCAGAUGGUGUAUGGGAAGGAACUUCCUGGUUCUUUGACACCUGAGAAGGCAGCUGUUUUGGACACUGGUGCUAGCAUCCACCUAGCAAAAGAACUGGAACUUCAUGACCUUGUGACAGUCCCCAUCGCCACUAAAGAAGAUGCUUGGGCAGUUAAGUUUCUGAACAUACUCUCAAUGAUUCCUACUCUGCAGUCGGAAGGGCGCAUCAGAGAGUUUCCAGUGUUUGGGGAAGUGGAGGGAAUAUUUCUUGUUGGAGUGAUUGAUGAGUUACACUACACAUCCAAGGGGGAACUGGAGCUGGCUGAACUCAAGACACGAAGGCGCCCUGUGCUCCCCCUGUCAGCUCAGAAAAAGAAAGACUAUUUUCAAGUUAGCCUAUACAAAUAUAUCUUUGAUGCCAUGGUACAAGGGAAGGUGACUCCUGCUACCCUAAUCCACCACACUAAAUUGUGUCUAGACAAGCCACUGGGACCUUCAGUGCUGAGGCAUGCCAGACAAGGAGGCGUGUCUGUAAAAUCUUUGGGAGACCUUAUGGAACUGGUUUUCUUGUCUCUUACACUGUCUGAUCUCCCAACUAUUGAUACCCUAAAACUUGAGUAUAUCCAUCAAGAGACUGCCACUAUCCUGGGCACAGAGAUUGUAGCCUUUGAAGAGAAAGACGUGAAAAGCAAGGUGCAGCAUUAUGUGGCCUACUGGAUGGGCCACCGAGAUCCUCAAGGCGUUGAUGUGGAGGAGGCAUGGAAGUGCCGGACCUGUGACUAUGUGGACAUCUGCGAGUGGAGGAGGGGCAGUGGAGUGCUCAGCUCUUCGUGGGAGCCCAAAGCCAAGAAGUUGAAAUGAAUGAAGGUACACUUUCAGAAACGUUGAUCAUUUCUGUUCUUAAUAUACCCAUGUAAGAGAACCAGUCUCUCAGCUUGGCUCUCGUGGACAGUGUUUUUUAUUUUUAUGUUUACAAUCUUGAAUAACAUUCCAACCCAGGGUCAAGGAUCAAGACUGGAAAGGUGUGGUGUUAGAGUGACCUUGGAGCUUUUGAGAUAAACUGCAAAGAAGACAGAUACACAUCAGUGCAGCAAAGGUACCCCUCACUAAUCACUGUUGGCACCAGGAAAUUCUUUAGCUUCUGAUAAAUCCUUACUUUUUUCUUGAUUUUUUUUUUUUUUACAUUUUUUACAAUAAAAAUGAAAUGAUGUCUAAAAUA
This is a messenger RNA of Mus pahari (shrew mouse), 2010 nucleotides long. It is a transcript of the gene Exo5, whose product is annotated as exonuclease 5. Gene Ontology annotation, biological process: interstrand cross-link repair. Bases 531 to 1652 code for a protein of 373 amino acids. Gene Ontology annotation, cellular component: nucleus. The transcript is spliced from 2 exons. Gene Ontology annotation, molecular function: single-stranded DNA 5'-3' DNA exonuclease activity. The record is from RefSeq and is a predicted model, not a curated record. Lineage: Eukaryota; Metazoa; Chordata; Mammalia; Rodentia; Muridae.